AUGGAGAAAGAAUCCGUGAAAGAUAGGACCGAUGAGCAGGAACCUGAGGUAAAAACGAAUGCAUUUGGUGGCUAUCUGAGAAUCUUUCAUUAUGGCUCAUCCAAGGAGUAUACCUUGCAAGGCAUUGCCACUGCCUGCGCACUUGGUUCCGGUGUUGGCAUGGCUCUCGUCAAUCUGGUCUUUGGCCAGUUUAUCACACUCAUCACCGACUACACGUCGGGUCAUUCAGAUGCUUCAAGAUUCCGAAACGAAGCAGGGAGACUCAGUCUCUACUUCUUCAUUAUUGGCAUUUGCCGAUUCUUUCUCACUUAUGGAUACAGCACACUGUUUACAUUUGCCGCAUACCGGAUCACACGAAAUAUUCGCCGGCUGUACCUGAAAGCGGGACUGAGCCAGGAAAUUGCCUUCUUUGAUUCUGGCAGUAGUGGAUCGAUUGCCAUGCAAGCUACCUCGAACGGACGACUAAUCCAGGGUGGGAUAUCGGAAAAGCUGGGGCUUGUUGUCCAGGGCCUCUCCGCUUUUAUAUCCGCCUUCGUGCUGGCAUUUGUCACUCAGUGGAAGUUGACCCUCAUUUGCUGCUGUAUUGCCCCGGCAAUGCUGCUGGCCCUGGGGAUCAGCUCCACCAUUGAAGCUUCUGUUGAAACAAAAAUCCUCAAAGUUCACGCGCAGGCUGGAGCUUUCGCAGAGAGUAUUUUGUCAAGUUCUCGGAUGGUACACGCGUUCGGGCUUCGAAAUCAACUGCUACGCGAAUUCGACAAGUUCCUGCAAGCUUCGAGAAAGCUCGGAAAUAAGAAAAGCCCUCUUUUUGGCUGCCUGUUUGCCACGGAGUACAGCAUCAUCUUUGCAGGGUUUGGCUUGUGCUUUUGGCAGGGUAUAAAAAUGAUAUCCACUGGCGAGGUGGAGCAAUCUGGAGAUGUUUUCAUUGUCCUCAUGUCCGUUAUUGUGGCAGCUACAAGCUUGACCGCUAUAUUGCCUUACCUGAUUGAUUUUGUCCGCGCUGCGUCUGCGGCGGCAGAGCUAUUCAAGCUCAUGGACCGGACGUCGAGAAUCGAUCCGUUCGACGAGUCGGGAGAAAGACCAACAGAUGUUACGGGAUAUCUCGAUUUUGGUUACGUUUCAUUCGCCUACCCUACGCGCCCUGACGUCAAGGUGUUGAAUGACUUCUCACUGCACAUUCCUGCCGGCAAGAGAACUGCCCUCGUCGGAGCAAGCGGGUCUGGCAAAAGCACUAUCGUUGGGCUGAUUGAACGAUGGUACGACCCUUUGUCGGGAACGAUCAAGCUUGAUGGCCAGCCUAUCGAGCUGUUCAACCUCAAGUGGCUACGCCAGCAGGUUAGGCUUGUUCAACAGGAGCCCGUUUUGUUCGCCGGUACAGUUGCUGAAAACAUCGCCAAUGGCCUUGUGGGUACACCGUGGGAGAAUGAACCCCCAGCCGAGAAGCUGGCCCGGAUACAGGACGCUGCUAAAAUUGCUUUUGCGCAUGAUUUCAUCACGGAACUUCCCAGUGGGUAUGAUACCGUGAUUGGGGAGAGAGGUGGGCUAUUAUCCGGUGGUCAGAAACAACGGGUUGCAAUUGCUCGCAGCAUUGUUUCCAAGCCGCGAAUUCUCCUUCUAGAUGAGGCAACGAGUGCACUUGAUCCUCAUGCCGAGGAAGUCGUUCAACGGGCACUGAACAAUGUUUCGAAGGGACGAACAACAAUCGCCAUUGCACACAAACUAGCCACUAUAAGAGAUGCUGAUAAUAUCGUUGUCAUGGAAAAUGGCCGUAUCCUCGAGCAAGGUACGCAUAACUCCCUUUUGGAAUCGAAUGGGGCAUACGCGCGACUCGUGCAGGCUCAGGAUUUGUCUGUGGCCGCGCAGGACCACGAAGAUGUGUCACAUAGCUCGGAUGAAACAAACGAAGCAGACCAUGUCGCACUGACUGGUGAAUUGACCCGUCACUCGACUAUGACAAGAUCAGCUUUGGAGAAGCAGUUGAGUCGGGAUGAUUUUGACAAUUGGAAAAGAUUGGGGCUACUCCACACAGUCUGGAGAUUGGUGAAAUCGACACCUGAGCUGAAUUGGACUUUUGCGGUUCUAAUUUUGGGUUGUUUAGCUGGAGCUGCUUCUUUCCCUGGCCAAGCUAUUCUGAUGUCCAGGUUCAUCGAAGUAUUUCAGUUCACAGGUGCAGCUAUGCGGACGAAAGGGAACUUUUUCGCUCUCAUGUUCUUUGUUCUGGGACUCGGAGCUUUCGUCGUCUACUUUCUUGUCGGGUGGACAUCAAACGUUGUGGCACAGGUCGUCAAGGACAUGAUGAAGCAAGACCUGCAAUUCUUUGAUCGCACCGAGAACACUACAGGGGCACUGACCAGCCGCGUCGACUCUUAUCCCCAGGCCGUGUUUGAGCUGAUGGGCUUUAAUGUUGCUCUGAUACUGGUUGCAACGGUUGGUGUGUUGUCAUGCUCCAUCCUGGCACUGGUAUAUGCAUGGAAGCUUGGCCUUGUUAUUGUCUUAGCGGGACUUCCACCCAUGCUCGCUUCCGGUUACGCUCGCAUUAGAAUGGAGGGUGCAAUGGACCACAAGAUUUCAAAGCUGUUUUCCGGGAGUGCGUCCAUUGCCUCGGAGGCCGUGUCUGCCAUCCGGACAGUGUCUUCCUUGGCGAUUGAGACGUCGGUUCUGGAGCGAUACACCCACGAGCUUGACCGGGCAAUUGUCACAUCCACGAAGCCAGUGCUUCUCAUCAUGCUCCCUUUCGCAUUCACUCAGACAGUUGAAUACUCUUUCUUGGCUCUCGGUUUCUGGUAUGAUGCUAACUUUCGAGUCAUCUCUAGGUAUGGAUGCCGGCUUGUCUCAUUUGGAGAUAUUAGCAUGGUGAACUUUUUCACCAGUUUCCUAAGUGUGUUUUUUUCUGGCCAGCAAGCUUCGAUCCUUUUUGGCUUCUCAAGUAGCAUGACAAAGGCAACAAACGCUGCAAAUUACAUAUUUUGGCUUGAAGAGCUCCAGCCUACAAUUCGAGAGACCGACGAAAACCGAGAUAUUGGCCCUGGCGACUUCAAGUCUCUGCACUUGGAAAAGCUGCAAUUCUCUUACCCAAUGAGACCCCAUGCUCGCGUACUACGUGGCAUUGAUCUUCAUAUCGAAAAAGGUCAAUUUGUCGCAUUCGUCGGCGCAUCCGGGUGUGGGAAAAGUACGAUGAUUAGCAUGCUCGAACGCUUUUACGAUCCAGUAGCUGGUCACAUCAAAAUUGACGCCUUUACAUUGGAAUGCUUGAAUCCGUGGCUGUACCGAGGUCAAGCCGCACUUGUACAGCAGGAACCCACCCUCUAUCCCGGCACGAUUCGCGAAAACGUCGCCAUGGGGCAACCGACUGAUAACGCGUCGACGGUUCCCGACAGUGAUAUUGAAGCUGCCUGUCGGGCUGCCAACGCGUGGGAAUUUAUCUCUUCUCUGCCCGAUGGCCUUAUGACUCUCUGUGGGGCGAAUGGGACACAGCUGUCUGGUGGGCAACGCCAGCGCAUCGCUAUUGCCAGAGCGUUACUCCGAAACCCACGUUUACUCUUACUAGAUGAGGCAACAAGUGCGUUGGAUACUCAGUCGGAGAGAAUUGUCCAAGAUGCGCUGAAUGAGGCGGCUUCCCAGGGGGAUAGAAUUACGAUCGCGGUUGCCCAUCGCUUGUCGACUAUUCGCCAUGCGGAUAUGAUCUGCGUGUUUGAUGGGGGCAGGGUUGCUGAGUCUGGAACUCAUGAGGAAUUACUGGGGAGAGGCCGACUUUAUCCGAAGAUGUGCGAGGCUCAGAACCUAGGCACUUGA
Molecule: messenger RNA, 3789 nt
Organism: Penicillium egyptiacum
Lineage: Eukaryota; Fungi; Ascomycota; Eurotiomycetes; Eurotiales; Aspergillaceae
Source: the annotation of a GenBank genome assembly